Messenger RNA from Bufo bufo (common toad), 924 nucleotides. RefSeq names its product olfactory receptor 1361-like. NCBI's taxonomy places the organism in Eukaryota, Metazoa, Chordata, Amphibia, Anura, Bufonidae. The transcript has a single exon. Gene Ontology annotation, cellular component: membrane. Gene Ontology annotation, biological process: G protein-coupled receptor signaling pathway. Gene Ontology annotation, molecular function: olfactory receptor activity; G protein-coupled receptor activity. The record is from RefSeq and is a predicted model, not a curated record. The coding region runs from base 1 to 924 and encodes 307 amino acids.
AUGGAUGACGUUAAUGUGUCAAGUGUCACAGAGUUUUUUCUUCUCGGUCUUUCCCAUACCCAAGAUCAGAAGAUCACACUCUUUGGCGUAUUUUUUGUAACAUAUCUACUUACUCUUCUGGGCAAUUCACUAAUUAUUCUCGUCACAACCAGAGAUCGGAUUAUGGACUCUCCCAUGUACUUCUUCCUCGGGAACCUUUCCUUUGUCGACCUUUGUUUCAGCUCCGUAACGGCUCCGCUCAUGUUGGCCAAUCUUCUUCGGGACAGGAAGACCAUCACCUUUAAAGGAUGCAUGAGCCAGAUGUUCUUUUUGUUCUGCACUGCCAGCAUGGAGUGCUUUGUCCUGGCCGUCAUGGCUUACGACAGACUGGUUGCCAUCAGCAAUCCCCUUCGUUACCUACAGGUCAUGAACAAGAAGACAUGUGUGGGUCUCAUCAUAUCCUCCUGGAUAUGUAGCUGGUUACAUUCUCUUCUACACAUCUGUAUUGUUUCUUCCAUGAAUUUCUGUGGGCCAAACAUGAUUCACGAGCACUUCUGUGACCUGCCUCCCUUGCUCGCUUUGUCAUGCUCAGAUACGUCAAAAUAUGAUCUCUUGGUGUUUACAGAAGGUUCUUUGGUUGCAAUGAGUCCCUUUGUCUUUGUAAUGGUCUCCUAUUGUAGGAUCCUCAAAAUCAUUUUAAUGCUGCGUUCAUCCUCUGGAAGAUAUCAAGCUUUCUCCACUUGUUCUUCACACUUAACCUCAGUUGCCCUUUUCUUCGGUACUGUCUUUUUCACGUAUUUCCGUCCAUCCUCGUCAAAUUCAGUUGAAGACGACAGGUCGGUGACCGUUGUGUACUCUAUCCUUACUCCUCUUCUCAACCCUUUUAUUUAUAGUCUAAGGAACAAGCAAGUGAAGGACUCUCUUAAGAAGAUUUUACUCAUGUAG